Messenger RNA from Haliotis rufescens (red abalone), 672 nucleotides. Its product is annotated as glutathione peroxidase-like. The record is from RefSeq and is a predicted model, not a curated record. The transcript is spliced from 6 exons. Gene Ontology annotation, molecular function: glutathione peroxidase activity. Gene Ontology annotation, biological process: response to oxidative stress. Lineage: Eukaryota; Metazoa; Mollusca; Gastropoda; Lepetellida; Haliotidae.
GCGCAUGCGUCACUCCCACGCCCGGCGUCAUCCCUGUAAGGAGCACGUCAGCUAUUCCAAUAUUUGUUUACAUGCUUCAAGGUCCACUGUCGAUAAGGAGCUGAAAUGGCAGCAGAGGACCCCAACGCCUGGAAGAAGGCCACCUCCAUCUAUGAGUUUACUGCCAAGGACAUUGAUGGCAAUGAUGUUUCCCUGGACAAAUACAGGGGCAACCUCGUCAUCAUAGUGAAUGUGGCGUGUAAAUGAGGAUUCACCCAGAAGCACUACACUCAGCUACAAAAAUUGUACGCCGAUUAUGCUGAGUCGCAGGGCUUGAGAAUCCUUGGUUUCCCGUGCAACCAGUUCGGGGGGCAGGAGCCAUGGCCGAAUGAUCAAAUCCAAAGGUUUGUGAAGAAGGAGUUUCAAGUUGGGUUUGACAUGUUCAGCAAGAUUGAAGUCAAUGGAAACAAUGCACAUCCACUAUUUAAGUUCCUUAAGGAGAAACAAAAAGGUCUAUUUGGAAAUUUUAUCAAGUGGAACUUUACUAAAUUCAUCAUUGAUCGUGAAGGAAAACCUGUUAAGAGAUUUGCCCCCAACACAGAACCAUUGUCCAUGUUGAAAGAUCUUGAACCCUUCUUCAACAAGUAACCUCCCUUGAUUGUCUCCCUCCACGACUGCCAUGUAAAGCUUGAG